Ectocarpus siliculosus is the source of this 231-nucleotide messenger RNA. NCBI's taxonomy places the organism in Eukaryota, Phaeophyceae, Ectocarpales, Ectocarpaceae. The record is from the annotation of a GenBank genome assembly.
AUGCCGCCGCUCCAGCCCCUUGGGAAGCGGUCUGGAUCCCCACCAUUGUAUUGUGCACUCUGGCCCAUGUCGGUAACAUCGGCAUGGAUCAGCCGGCGCAAGUCGAUCAAGAAGCUCCUCAUAUUCUUCAGCCACUGGCUCAGGGUUGGGGCGGACCUGGGAGUUGGAACAGAAGACUGCACCACCAGUACACAAGACAAACAGAUACACUUGUGGUGUGGUUGGAUGUAG